AUGGUUACAAAAGCUCACAGAACAAUAUUGACAGCUCCUUGUACAAGGAAUGAGAUUAGGAGGCCUUUCUUCUCUAUUCCUAGGCAUAAAGCACUUAGGACAAAUGGUUUUGGCACCUAUUUCUAUAGAGAUGCAAGGUCUAUAGUUGGGGAGGAUGUGAUUGAUACUGUUUUUGAUGCUUUGCAAGCAGGAAAUAUCUUGAAAGCUUUGAAUACAACUGUUAUUAUUCUGGUGCCCAAAACAAAAUGCCCAAAGAAUGUGAUAGAAUUUAGGCCUAUUUCUUGUUGUAAAACCAUAUAUAAGUGUAUUACCAAGGUUAUUUGUGCAAGAUCAACACAGGAUCUAGUGAAACAUUAUGGCAGGAAAAAUGUGAAGUCAAGUUGUUUAAUGAAGAAUGAUUUGCAGAAAGCUUAUGAUACAGUGAAUUGGGUGUUCCUGAAAGAUAUGAUGUAA
Molecule: messenger RNA, 453 nt
Organism: Beta vulgaris subsp. vulgaris (sugar beet)
Lineage: Eukaryota; Viridiplantae; Streptophyta; Magnoliopsida; Caryophyllales; Amaranthaceae
Exons: 2
Coding region: 1-453 (150 amino acids)
Source: RefSeq, a predicted model, not a curated record